Molecule: messenger RNA, 1271 nt
Organism: Engraulis encrasicolus (European anchovy)
Lineage: Eukaryota; Metazoa; Chordata; Actinopteri; Clupeiformes; Engraulidae
Exons: 5
Coding region: 203-757 (184 amino acids)
Source: RefSeq, a predicted model, not a curated record
UGCGCACAGUUGCCUCUAAAUUAGCGCGAGGCUGGACACCUUUAUGGCUUCAAGUGUUUGCUUGUCCUUGUUGUCUAACUGUUUCCAUGGCUACUGCCAGACAGAUCCUAUUAGAGAGAAGCCUACCCAAAGUUCUUUCAUCCACUGUGGCCAAGUAGCCAUUAUUCACGCCGCCAGAGAAUCACCUAGGUAGGUUGCAAGUAUGUCGCAAUCAUAUUCUCCGUCAAAAUGUAGCAGUCCUAGUAAUAGAAGAAGUAACAGUAGUUACAGCAGCAGUAGCAGAAGCAGUAGUAGUAGUAGUAGCAGCAACAACAGCAGCAAAAGUUGUACUCCCAGGACUGACACCAGCAUUGAAAGCAAGAGUUCCAGAAGUUGCACAAAUAAAGCGUUUCGCACACCCCGUGAGUCUGCUUCAGCUAACUCCAAAGAAUCGACCUGUGAUUCUGAAAGCACAAAAGUUACAAUGACAGAUCCUAGUCCUACCGAAGACAUGAGUAGGCCAGACACAAGGCCGCCGCCCACCAGGUAUAAAUCGUCCCAGCAGCUCAUCAAGGAGAGGCUGGGGAGACUUAAGGAAGAGAUAUACAAGGCCUCAACACAGCACCUGCACCAGCGCCCACAGAGGAAACCUUAUCAUCCGUUUGUCUGGAACAGCUUGGGCCCAUACAGAGGAACGCAUGAGAUUGACUAUCUUAUCACCAUGAGUUCAUGGGAUGAUCCAGAGGGCAAGCCACGAAAAACAGGCAUGGUGUCUUAAAAUGUAUAGUAUACAUAUGAUCAACACAAGAAAUACAUCCACAUUUCUAUUCAUGAGUUAACUUUGCUACUGGGAAGAAAGUAAUGAAAUGGGCAUGUUCUUAUAAAUCCUGAGAAUAAUUUAGGGAAAUAACUUGAAUUAAAUACAAGUUCAGAUUGAUUAUGUUAUAACAUAAAUGUGUAGCUCUACUACCUAUAACGUGUGAUUUUAAGCUAUUUGAACAAAUUAUAAUAGUUCUAAGAUAUCUACCAUGAGAUUUCAUCAAGCUGGGUCAUAAUAAAUAGUGUUAUCACUGAUAGUUCAAACCGAGACAAAACCGUUCUCAGACGCUUCAGUGAAUUAUAAUUUACUUUUAUCCUUAAGUAUACACAUACUUGGUAAUCUUUUAUUUUUCCAUGUUUAUUAAUUGUGUAUUAUUUCUCUUCACUUCCUCAAACUUGUUUUUACUUUUGUUUUUGCCAAGCACAUUUUUGGUCUUUUUGUAUGACAUGCCAUGAUGCAGUAUGAAAAUAAA